Messenger RNA from Mytilus californianus (California mussel), 5171 nucleotides. RefSeq names its product multidrug resistance-associated protein 1-like. NCBI's taxonomy places the organism in Eukaryota, Metazoa, Mollusca, Bivalvia, Mytilida, Mytilidae. The record is from RefSeq and is a predicted model, not a curated record. Gene Ontology annotation, molecular function: ATP hydrolysis activity; ATP binding; ABC-type transporter activity. Bases 219 to 5036 code for a protein of 1605 amino acids. Gene Ontology annotation, cellular component: membrane. The transcript has 33 exons. Gene Ontology annotation, biological process: transmembrane transport.
UAACAUGAAAGUAAAAAAUCAACAUAACAUUGCUAUGGUCGUUUAAAUUGUCGUUCUUUGUAUAUUUUGGAAUUAAAAUUUCGACUGUCAGCUAGUGUUCAUGUUUGAUCGAUCUAUCUAUAUAUAUAUAUAUAUAUAUAGCUAGUAGCAGGUUAUGGUAGAUAGUUUUUAGUUGGUCUAUCGGCCGUGUUGUCCAUUUCUGUCUGUGGAUUGUGAAAAUGCAGGAUUUUGUCUCAGCAGAGAAUACGAUGGAUUCAGCAUACCUGUCUCUUUUUGAGAACUCUUUGCUUCAGUCUUCCCCAUGUUUUCUCCUUUUACUUGGAGCACCACUACGAGUUUUUCAUUUUGGUUGGAGAAAUUCUCCAAAACGGAUAAAUACUCUCGGAACUAUUUUGACGGUUUUAAUUGCUGUUUUAACAUUGGGUGUGUUAGCACUUAAUAUACAUGGCUUUCUGGAAGGUGAUCCAUCGCUGACGGAAUUGUUUCCAGUGCUUGUCAUUAUAACAAUGGCAUUGGAAGCAUAUUUAUCUCGAACAAAGAAGAUAUCACGGCCUCGUUCAAAACUUUCUUCACUGUUACUACUGAUGCUGUUCUUGUCAGUUUUUCUGAGACUGUGUUUUAGCAGUUUACAAGAAGGUGUAACUUUACGUAAUGGAACCUAUGAUUUUUUACAAAGCAGCAUCCUUUUGUUAUAUUGUGUACUGGUAUUGAUUCGCCUGGUUGAGUCAUUGUUUUACAACAGUAAUAUUGUGGAUUCUUCUUCAGGAAACCAGGUUCCUGAAGAUGAUUUGAGCAAAACCAAUAUAUCUGUUUUAUCGUCACUUACGUUUAGCUGGGUAGAGCCACUGUUUAGAAAAGGACGUGAUAACAGCUUAAAACUAACUGAUUUGCCACCAUUUGCACCAUCCAGUACAACAAAAACAUGCAUGGCAAACUUCGAAAAAUAUUGGACAAAAGAAGUAACCCGAGCUAACAGUGAGAAAAAGGACAAGCACUUGGACAAGAAGAAAAUUCCAAAAGCCAGGUUACUGACUUGUAUUUGUAAGGCAUCAGGACCACAAUUACUAUUGUCUGCAUUGAACAAAUUAAUUACACAUGGAACAGAUAUCGCACAUCCAUUCACCUUGACAUUGUUGUUAGCUUGUAUAUCGUCAGAGUCACCCGAAGAGACACAGAAAGGCUACGUGUAUGCCUUUUGUAUCUUUGGAAUCGAACUGAUUAGAAUCUUUGCUGUGAUGCAUCAUAUACACAUGACUCAGGAAGCAGGGAGAAAGAAUGAACUGGCACUUACAGUAGCAAUUUAUAAGAAGAUACUAAGACUAUCAAAUACAUCAAGAAAAUCUUCUACAGUAGGAGAGAUUAUAAAUCUAUUGUCGGUUGAUGCCGGGAAAAUAGGAGCAUGUAUGUGGAGUAUAAAUGAUGUAUGGGCAGUUCCAUUAGUUUUCUGUACCUGCUUUUAUAUCACAUGGAGAACGCUAGGAAAUGCAGUAGUGAUAGGUGUUGGUGCCUUGGUGGUUCUUAUGCCUAUAUUUUCAAUAUUCAUAAAGAAAUCACAUGCUUUUCACGUUUUAAAGAAGAGUUUCACUGAUGCAAGAAUCAAAAUGAUGAAUGAGAUUUUAAACGGGAUACGCGUUAUGAAGAUGUAUGCAUGGGAAGAGUCGUUUAUGCAACGUAUUACAGAAAUACGCGAUAAAGAAUUAAAUAUGAGACAAAAAACUAAAAGAAUGGAAACAUUCCAGCACGCAUUGUCAUCAUCAACGCCUUUUAUGAUAUCAUUUUGUACUUUUGGUUCGUAUGUGUUCUUGUACCCUAACGACGCUAUGUCAGCAGAGAAAAUAUUCUUAUUUACCUGGAUGUUUAGAAAUCUUCACUGGGCUUUGCAUGCCGUUACACAUACUAUCAACAAUUUUAAUCAGGCUUACGUAUCGUAUCAACGAAUCGAGAAUUUUCUUAACAAUGAGGAAAUAGAUGACGAUUUUAUAACACGGAGUAAAGAGACAAAAUAUGGAAUUACAUUAACUGAUGGAAAUUUCAAGUGGGAUAAAACGGCAGAAACAAUAUUGAAAGACAUCAAUCUGAAGAUACCAGAAGGAUCACUUAUUGCAGUAGUUGGAUCUGUAGGAUCUGGAAAAUCUUCAUUUCUUACUUCACUUCUUGGUGAAAUGGAAACGGAUACGGCAAACAUUAAUGUAAAGGGUUCGGUUGCAUAUGUUGCUCAGCAAGCAUGGAUAAUGAAUGCAACAUUACAGGACAAUGUGUUAUUCGGCGAUAAACUGAAGCAAAAGACAUAUGAGCAAAUAAUUGAUGCAACAUCUCUAAGAAAAGACUUAGAAAUGUUUGCAGCUGGUGAUCAAACUGAAAUUGGUGAAAAGGGCAUCAAUUUGAGUGGAGGACAGAAACAAAGAGUAAGCUUAGCACGAGCAUUGUAUAAAGACGCGGAUAUAUAUCUCCUUGACGACCCACUAAGUGCUGUAGAUUCACACGUUGGUAAACAUAUUUUCGAUUCAGUUAUAGGUCCAAGUGGUAUUUUGAAGGACAAGACAAGAAUACUUGUAACACACGGACUUAGCUUUCUUAGAAAUAUGGAUAUGAUAAUCACACUAGUUGAUGGUAAAGUAGGAGAAAUAGGAUCAUUUACUGAACUCAUUGGACAUGAUGGCGCUUUUGCAAAAUUUUUGAAAAUAUAUAUGAUAGAAGAACUGACAUGUGGAGACCCUGAAGAAGAACAAGAAGCUCUUGCAUUAACAGAAGAAGUUGCAUCCGAACUAGAGAGAAGUGGAAGUUCAUCAGUUCUAAUGAGACAGCUGUCAGAGAUAGCACAAUUGAAAAGAAUGGAAUCAAGCGAGGAUGAAUCAUACAAGUCUAGACCCUCAUUACUAAGUCGUCAUUCUGAAAGACCCACAUUACUUAGACGUCACUCUGAAAUAUAUAAAAAGACGAUUGAAUAUGGAUUAGAAAAUGAAACGGUAGAAAAAUGUGUGUUGAAGAAAAAUUUUCUGAGACAACAGUCAGCAGAUAUUCAUUCUACCACAAAAUAUUUGAAUAGUUCCUUGCAUGAAAAAUUGCAUCAUACUUCCAAUCAACAUUUGCAGUGGUUAGAAGAUAGAAACAUAUACAACCCUGACCCCUUAGAUGAUAUUAUAAACGAUAUAUGCGUUGAAGACGAAAGUGAACACAGUAUUAUGAAUAGACUAUCCUCACGUUGUUUGUCAAGACAAGCAUCAAAGUGUAUUAUCACGAAUGAUAAUGAAAAAUGCACCAAAGCAUCACUGAUAGAAGAUGAAACCAUUGAAUCAGGAACGGUGAAGGUCAGUGUUAUAAUGUCCUACGUGCGAGCUAUUGGUAUUAAGUUGUGUAUAAUUGCAUUAGCAUUCAAUAUGGCACAUUACGUAGCGGAAAUAUAUUUGGACGUGUGGCUAAGUAAAAUCACUGAUGAUGCUAGUUCUGACGAAAAGGACCGACCAUCUAUCAAAAUGAGAGUUGGUGUGUAUGGAGCCAUAGGCUUAAUAAGAGGCAUACUUAUCCUGAUAACAGAACAAUUGGUAGAAAUCGCUAUGAUAAAUGGAGCUAGAAAGCUCCAUACUAGCUUACUAAACAACGUUCUCAUGUCACCGAUGAGCUUUUUUGAUUCAACUCCACUUGGUAGAAUCAUCAACAGAUUUUCAAAAGAUAUUGAGUCUAUUGAUGAAGACAUUGUAUUUAUGUUCAAAGAUGUAGUAGUCAGCGGUUUCUAUUUUAUCAUGUCUGUAAUGGCCAUGUGCAGUGGGACACCUCAUAUGAUUUUGGUCGUGGUACCAAUAAGUAUGGCUUUUUGGUACAUCCAGCAAACAACAGUACCAACCCGACGGCAAUUGCAAAGACUAAGUUCAGCUGCGCGAUCACCAAUAUACUCCCAUAUGGGUGAAACCAUAUCAGGGUGUUCAACCAUACGAGCAUACCAACAGGAGAGUAGAUUUAUCCAAGAGUUGAUAAAUCGAUGCGAUGAUUAUAGUAAUUGUAUUAAUCUUAUUUGGUCAACAGGAAAAUGGACACAUAUCAGAAAUGAUUUCCUUGGAGCGAUUGUAGUAUUUUGUGCCUGUAUGUUUUCGCUGAUUGGUAAAGAUCAUCUCACUGUAGGGAUUGUCGCUUUGACAUUUACAUAUGCCUAUAAAAUGAAGGAUCUUAUUCGAUGGUUUAUGUUGAAUUACGCCGAUUUUGAAACCAACAUUGUUAGUAUUGAAAGAGUCACUGAAUUCGUUGAAACUCCAAAAGAGGCGUUAUGGAGGAUUCAAGAAACAAAGCCAAAACCAACAUGGCCAGAUGAAGGUCGUGUAGAGAUGAACGACUAUGGUGUUCGCUACAGAGAGGACCUUGAUUUAGUAUUAAAAGGAAUAACCAGUAAAAUACUGCCCUGUGAAAAGAUUGGGAUAGUUGGAAGGACUGGAGCAGGAAAGUCGUCAUUGACAAUGGCCCUCUUUAGAAUACUUGAACCAGCACAAGGCAAUAUAAUUAUCGAUGGUGUCGAUAUUUCCACAAUUGGGCUUCACGAUUUAAGAUCAAAGAUCACAAUCAUACCACAGGAUCCAGUUCUUUUCUGUGGAAGCAUCAGGAUGAAUUUGGACCCGUUUGACGUUUUCUCGACUGAAAACAUUUGGAGAGCACUAGAACAUGCCCAUUUAAAAGAUUUCGUCCAAGGACUGGAAGACGGUAUGGAUCACCAAUGUUCUGAAGGCGGGGAAAACCUAAGUGUUGGUCAGCGCCAGUUGGUGUGCUUGGCAAGAGCCUUACUACGGAAGACAAAAAUCUUGGUGCUAGAUGAAGCAACUGCUGCCGUUGAUUUAAAAACAGAUGAACUUAUACAAAACACAAUUAGAACAGAGUUUGCUGAUUGUACAGUAUUGACCAUAGCUCACAGAUUAAACACAAUUAUGGAUUACACCAGAGUUAUGGUACUUGAAACUGGAAGAAUAAAGGAGUUUGAUUCCCCCACCAAUUUACUACAAAACAAAGACAGCGUCUUCUACAGUAUGGCGAAAAAUGCUGGACUGGUAAAAUGAAAUUUGAAAAGAGUUCAAAUUGUAGAAAGCAUUCAUAUUUGACGUCAAAUAUAAAACAGAUGCAUUUAUUGCAUAAUUUCUAAUUGAUUGCAUGAAUCAUGCAUAAUAAAUGUCAUCGUGUGGAUUCAUUUUAAA